Molecule: messenger RNA, 8153 nt
Organism: Mirounga angustirostris (Northern elephant seal)
Lineage: Eukaryota; Metazoa; Chordata; Mammalia; Carnivora; Phocidae
Gene: CPLX1
Product: complexin 1
Exons: 7
Coding region: 5865-6269 (134 amino acids)
Biological process (GO): regulation of neurotransmitter secretion; neurotransmitter transport; synaptic vesicle exocytosis
Cellular component (GO): SNARE complex; terminal bouton
Molecular function (GO): syntaxin binding
Source: RefSeq, a predicted model, not a curated record
CGUCCCACCAGGUCCCUCCUCCGCAGAGGGGGGCGGGCAUGGGCUCUUCGGAUGCUGCUGUUGAGGAAAUUCAAAGCAAGAGCUCUCUUUGAUGAGAAGCCUGUUGAGGAGGUGCCGGCUGUCCAGUCCUGCAUGGUCACUCUGUAUGCGGGCUUGGGGGGGGCCCCUGUCAGUACGAAGCUUUGGUCAGAAGUGAUGUUACAAGCUCCCAGGGUCAUCCUGCUCCUGUCCUGGGCUGGCCUGGGCCGAAGCUGCCACGCAGUCUGGUCAGUGCUGCAGGCCUCGGGGAGCUCGUGUGUGGUCCCUUUUGGCGGAGUCCAGUGUGAUACUGGAGAGAAGGAGGAUUCCGUGGACUGGAGAGGGGCAGCCUUUGCCCUGCGUCCCGUCGCAUGGGUGGGAUGUAGGAGUUGGUGUGGACUUGAACCAUCGGUCAGUAAGGCCUGGGUGUCAGCCCGUAAACACCAAGUGGACAGCUCGCGUCCGGGCCGCCGCGAGCCCAGCACCAAUGUCCCCAGGUAGAGGCCUCACCUAUAUUGGACACCAGAAGCUCAGACCCCACCUUCCCCUGCCAGUGACCACAUUGGCCCAAGACUCGCCAGCCCUGUGGGUGUGCAGCGCACGAGACCCGGGGCUCGGAGGAAGGAGAGGCUCUGGCCUUUUGCCCUGGGGUCCCGUGGCCGCAGGACCAAACCAGAGGCUGGGACCCCGCCUGCCCUCUGGCCCUUGGGCUUGGUCCCCUCCGCUCCCCUCCCAGCACCCCUGCAGCUCUGAGUCUGGAUGGAGGGCGGGGCGGGGGGGGGGGGGGAGAGAAGGUGGGUCUGGGCCUCGGCACCAUCCCUUUGCAGAGGUGACGGGUUCCCACAGUGGUCUGGGGCCCCACACUGGUGCGGGCGGGCUCACUGUGUUUGUUAUGCGUUCGCUGCUAUUUUUAGUCUCCAGCUCUUUUAACAGAUAAUGAGCGGCCUAAAUAGCUUCAGAGAUUUCACAUCAAAGCUGCUCUGGAUCCGGCACCAGGGCCAGACCCUCCAGGAGCCCCUCCCCAGCCCGUGCUGCCCUGGGAGAGGGGAGCUGCGCAGCCCACCCGCCCCCUUAGUUUCUGCUUUUGGCACCAGCCCUAAUUUACUUAGAGUGACAUUCCAGAGGUUUCCACCUGCCCGGCCCACAGAGCUCUUAGCCUCCAGGCCACGGACCCAGUGUGGGGGCUGUUCCAGUGCCCUGGCCUGUCCCCUGACUGGGGGGCUGCAGUGAUGAGUACAGCCAGCCCGUCAUGGGUCCUGGGGGCGGGGGGCGACGGACUCAGAUAAGGGACCCAGCAGAGGAGCUGCCUCCCCAGGCUGCCCCCUUCUAUAAACCCAGGACCCCGUGUCCACCCCGGGUCUGCAGAGGAUGCUCCACCCCCGGUGACUGGCGUCCUCGGCCACGGAGGGACACCGCUCUGCUGGGUGUGUGGCCCAUGCCCCCCUCCCUGCCUGCUCCCAGACUGUGGGCGUUGCCUGCUCCCCGAGCCUGGGGUCCUGGCCGCGGUGUUCAUGGAUUUGUUUUUGUGCCCUAGUGACUCGUCCCCGUUCCUUCCAGCAACUGCUGUGUGUUUCUUGCGGCAACUUGGGGGUGGUUUCUGUGGUUCCCAUGUAGGAUGGUCUGAGAAGUCUUCCGUGUCUCCCUGACAAGGGGGCCCCUUCCAAGGCUGGCCACACCCUCAGGCAGCGUGGCCUCGGGCAGCGAGGCCUGUGUUCUCGGCUCCAGCGCAGAAAACGGCCUGGCCGGUAGAGCACACGACUCUUGAUCUCAGGGUUGCGAGUUCGAGCCCCACGUUGGGUGUAGAGAUUACUUUGAAAAAAUAAAAUCUUUAAAAAGAAAAAAAAGGAAAAGAAAACAGGCUUGAAUUCUGUUUCCGCCUCAUUUCUGGCAGAUGCCCAUUUGUGGGAAAUAAAUACUCGCUCAUCCCACCCCUCCAGUGCCUGUGGCCGAGUCUGGGGGCCUUUCUGAGGGGUGGGGUCCAGCUCAGCUGCCCUGGUCACCUGCCUGGGGCCCCUGAAACAAAGGCCCUAGUCCGGGUCCCCCCAGGGUAGAUCCAUCAGGCCGUACAGGGCGCUAGAGUGGCGGGGGGUCCCUGCUCAGCCUGCCCUUCCUGGCCCAGCUGCCAUGGGGCCAAGUCCACUCACUCUGGGGUCUCCCUCAGAGACCUUCUGGGACCCCACCCCAUUCCCUGCAGCCUGUAGGGUGACCACUGGGGCCUCAGGCCUAUGUCCCCGGAUCUGCAGAGGGUCCUGGGAGAUGCACCCCACCCAGGACUGUGGGGCUGAGAACUCUGGGCCAGGAGGGACCCUCUGUCCCAUCACUAAAGCUAGCUUGGACCCCCAGCAGAUGUGGGCAGACCCCAGAGGUUGCCGUGGGUACUGCCAGGAGCAGCCUGGGCUGGGCCUCCCGGUCUUGGUGACAAGCUGCUGGGACAGGCAGGCCGGAAGGAGAGUGUCUCGGCCACCAGGAGGGCAGAGCAAAGACGCACACACACGGUCUGGUGUUGGUGUCCAGCCGAGCCCUGUGGCCCAUGCACUCAGGCUGGGAGCGUCUCCUGGGCAGUGAGGAAGGCCCGGACAGGGUCUCCUCCCAAACAAAUCCUGCUGGGUGGGGCCCCUUGGGGAGGAAGACCCCCUCCCCCCACCUGGAGCAUCGGGAGGCUUGAUUCUGCCUGGCUGCGGGGGAGGGGGGCGCCACGGGGACCCCCAGAGGUGGCCAGAGGUGUGGCCACGGCCCAGCUCAACCCAGCCGCGCAGAAGCGCUGAGAGCGUCCGCGGGCUCGUAGCUGGCUCAGCCAGGGUUGUUGAUUGCACUGGUCAGGGUGGGACAAGGGUGUCCCCAGGUCAGUUUGCUCGGAGGUGGAGAGGCAGGGCUGUCUCUGGGAGGAACACUUGUCCAGACCCAGCUCACUGGUGGCCCUCUGGGUAGGCACCUCAGUGCGGGGGGUGGGGGGGUGCGUCUUGGAGGCUGGUCCACGUUGUACACGUGUUAUUAGGGCGGACAAUGCCCACAGUGCGGACAAACACCUUUUUCUCUUCCGUCGGUGGGGGAGUCGGGCUGUUUGGCUCUGUGUCCCCCACUGAGGAGCCAUCAGCCUCUCCACGGCCCCUGUGCCCUUUGGUCUGGACACGGGCUUCUUGCCAGGGCACAGUGCGCUCAUGUGCCAUCCGCUAGUUGGGCGCACACCUUGCUGACCACCAAUGUGAGGGCAGGACAGAGGCCCUUCUUGGGGCUCGGGGGGCCUCUGGGUCAUGUCCUGCAGGGAUGGAGUUGACCUGGGUGGUGUGAGCCCUUCCAGAGAGGCAGCGCCCCUGGCAGAGCCUGGCUGGUGAGCAUUCCCUGUCGGAAAAGGCCUGGGAAGGAAGGACAGGAAGGUCCUGCGUCACCUUGGACGUCCUGCGGUGACCCUUGGACAGCAGGAGGGCUCCGGUGCUGAGCCCCCAGGCUCUGCUGCACCCUUCAUACACGCAGGCCUUCGGGGCACCGUCAGAGCAGAGCGUGGGCGACGCCCCGGCUCUUUUCCAGCUCAGGUGCAGCCCAGACACCGGUCUCAGAAACAGAGGGACUGUCGUCCACCCCUGCUGCCGUGGUCCCAAGGACUUCUACCAGGAAGGCCCCCCCAGCUCAGCUCUCAGCAAGCUGUGCCCUGGAGCUGGGGGGGCUGUCCUGGGCCCCAGUCUGGUGGGGAGAGAGAUGUUGGGGGGGCAUCCAACUGUGGCCAGCCCAGCCCCCCCUGCUGUUCGGACAGCCCCACCACCCACUCUUGGUCUCUUUCCCCUAGGGUGGCCUCUCCACACCUUCAGCCUCAGCUGGACUGCCUACCUGGGGCACCUGUCUCCUUGCUCAUAGGGGGCUCUGCAAGCAGGGUCCCUUGGCUCCAUUGUCGCCCAACCCCGAGCUGCACCCUCAACCCUGGUUCUGCCUGACCCCACAGCCGGCAUUCACACCCAUGUCCAGCUCGGCGCCCGCGCUGGGCGCAUGCCAGACUGCAGGGACCUCAAGCUCCCGCUGAGAAGGAACUGCCCCACAGCGAGGCCUACACCAGCAGUCCUGCAGGCACUGAGUUAGCCACCUGACCUUCCCAGCCCCAGGACCCAAGCACAGCCAGAAGGUCAAGACCCAGGAGGCAGGAGGAUCCAGCCAAGCCCUGCACCUCCUUCCCAGGUGACUCAGAGACCCCACCAGCUCUGCCCACGCCCCCCCGCCCCCGCCACCCCAGGGCUGUGUUGGCAGUGACCGGAGCCUGUGAAGAGGAAGGCGCUGGUCAACGGCGAGAUUAGCAUGGAGCCGGGGAGUGAGGUGACCUUGGGCUGAGGGAGAGGCCCUGCGAAGGAAGGUGGACAGCGCCCGGGGUCUGGGGUCUGGGGUCUGAGGCCAAUAGGGCAGGAUCCAUCACUGUGCUCUGAGCCCAGCUCCUCGGCCAGCUCCUCAGGAAAGUGGGUCCAUGGGGUUCCUGGUGGGGACCCAGGGGACCCCUUGUCUGCUGGGGAUGGGGGCAGGGCCUCUGUGGAACCAGACGGUUGGGAAGAAAGUGCAUUUCGUCACAAGACCCUGACCAGGCCUAGUGUGUCCCAGCACCCAGGAUGGGACCCUGGGCUGGGUGGCACCUCCAGCUUCACUCCCAGAUGCUGACCCCGUGGCCAACUGGGCCCCAGAGGCGUUUCUUGCCCACAGUGGCGGGCGAAGGGGUCACGGCAUCAGGCAGGCACAUAAGGCCCCUGCACUCAGAGCCACGGUUCUAGCCCCCGCUCUGAUGAAAGACAACCCUGGUCUCACUUUGCUUCUGCGUUUCCCAUGUUAUACCUUCCAGGCGGCAAUGAAAUCCAGCGGGAAACCAGCAGCGCGCACGGCGCCAGCGUUGGGGACUGAAUCAUUCAGCGUUAAAUUAUUAAGUUUGCGUUUGAAGUUUCUGGGCAAGCCCAUGUGUGCCAAAAGUCCCUCCCAGCCCCUCCUGAGGGGCCUGCAGCCCCCUAUAAGACCCCACCCCAAAACUGAAGAGCAGCACCAACAACCCCUGAAGGUGCUUCCAGGGCCCGCUCCGGGCUGGAGCAGGAUGGUGCCCUGGGGUGCGGGAGCCACGGCUGGCCCUCCAUGGGACAGAUGGGACUGGCAGGUGCCAGGCCUCCCUGGAGGGAGCAAAGGGGUCCCUGGGAGGGGCUCCCAGGGAGGGCUGGGGCAGGGUGGCUGGCUCCUCUCUUUUGCCAUCUGGAGUGACUCGUGGAGGCUACAAAGGGGACUCUGGAUGGCAGGGGGUCCAAACCCAGCAUCCUAUGGUCUUUGGCAAACCUUGCUUUGGAUCAGGGGUUCUGGCUUUGAGGGGCCAGUCUGGAGGGUCAUGCAUUUCAAGAGCAUGCAGAGGGCUGGGCUGGGAGCUGUAUACCCGUGCUGCCGGCUGGCCAGGGUCCCACCGCCAGGCCUUGGCUGUGUCCAAACAUGCAUGUCCCAAAUGCUAACCUCUUGGUGGGAUACCCUUCCCAUCAUGCUGGCUCCCUGGAAUCCACCCCCCGCCCAGGACCACCGCCUCUGUGCCCUGACACCACCCUGGACUGCGCCCACAUCCAGGGGCCUUCUGGACUCACUCCUCGAUCUUCCUCAGCUAUUUAGGAAAACGCCGUAAAACACUGGAUCUCCAGAGCCCUGGGCUUCCCUGCCAGGAGAGACCCCACAAGUGGGGAGGGAGGGGACUUGCAGCUGCUUAUCCUACAGGCAGCCCCUCCCCACCAGAGUUCAGCUGACCUGGACCCUGGAGCGCCCCACCGGUGCAGACGCAGGCAGAGAAUUCCCCACCACACUUGGAUGUGUGUUCGGACCCUUGGAGGAGCCGCUGAGGAAUCAAAGCCAUCGUCAUGGAGUUCGUGAUGAAACAGGCCCUGGGAGGGGCCACAAAAGACAUGGGGAAGAUGCUUGGCGGUGACGAGGAGAAGGACCCCGAUGCAGCCAAGAAGGAGGAGGAGCGCCAGGAGGCCCUGCGGCAAGAAGAGGAGGAGCGCAAGGCCAAGUACGCCAAAAUGGAGGCUGAGCGUGAGGCCAUGCGUCAGGGCAUCCGAGACAAGUACGGCAUCAAGAAGAAGGAGGAACGCGAGGCUGAGGCCCAGGCCGCCAUGGAGGCCAAUUCGGAGGGCAGCCUGACGAGGCCCAAGAAGGCCAUCCCGCCGGGCUGUGGGGACGAGCCAGAGGAGGAAGACGAGAGCAUCCUGGACACGGUCAUCAAGUACCUGCCCGGGCCGCUGCAGGACAUGUUCAAGAAGUAACGACCCUGCGCUGGACGGCAGCCCGCCAGAGCCCGGAGCCCCCACCCCCCUCGCCGCCCCCGCCUACCUACCCCCUGUACAUGCCCUCCGCGGAGGCCCCUUGAAGGGAUGUCGGGAGCAGAGUGCAGCCCCCAACGCCAAUAUAAGCCAUAGUCCUAGAUCUAUCAGCCCCAUGCCCCCCUCAUACCUCGGGAGCCUGCGCACACCUCUCCCCCCCACCCCUCUCCCCGCACUGCCAUCGCCACCGCCACGGGGGAGGGGCGCCUGCCCCUCCCCCGGGCCCCUGCGGUCUGUGCUGCAGGCCCCGGGGACCAGCCCACGUGCUCCUCUGGGUUGGACCCUCCCCCAGAGCCUGGGACGUCCCUUACUGCUCCUGCCCUUCACACCCACCCAGCAGUGCCCAAGGCCAGGGCCACCGAAAGGGCCAGCAUCUUGACCACCCCUCGGUGCGCCAUUCCUGCGUUGGUGGGCGCUUGUCCGGUCCCAAACUCAGGAGCACAGCCAUAGUGGGGGGAAGGUGGGUGUGCAGGCUGGGAGGGGAACUGGGAGGGGCGAGCAGCCUCCCCCAUCCCCACAAUGACACCUGGGUAGCAGGAUCUCUGAAUCUUCCUGUCUGAAGGUUGCCCACCUCCACCUGCACCCCUCACAUUCAUUGUCCAUCUGUCUCUCCCUGUCCUUCACUCUCCCUUCUCGGCCCACUCCUCUGGAAGGCUUAGCUUCUUAGAAAUACCAGGACUGGGUUCUCUUCUAAACUAAGGGAAACAAAGCAAUAGGCCUAGGGGGAAACUUCCCAGACCACCCCCCGACCAGGGUGGAAUACACACAGACUCUCACACAUCCCUCUAACUCGUACCCCUCUGAGUCCGUGGGCCCAGCCCACUCCCCUCCCUGGUUGGCACCUCCAGUCUCACCAUCAUCGGAGGCUGCUCUGGAUGGGGGGUAUCCCCUGCCCUCACCCCCUGCACCCGCACACCCGCAAGGAGAUCUGGGAGGAGACGCAGAGCCCUCAGAUGAGUGCUGUGCGUCUGGAGACAGAAAGGCCGGCCUGCCCUCCCCCGAAGGGAGCAGGCCCCUCGAGGUGGGGACUGCCAGGUGGCCUGGCGCUCAGCGGAGGCGGAGUUUGACGGCAACCGCCGCGGGCCUCCCGAACCCUGAACCCUUACGUCUCCUUCGUCCUUGUUUUCCUUUGCAUCACGAUAUGUUGAAUCUCAGGUAAAUGAGGUCUUACGUGUUUGGGGAGUUUUAUCGUGACAGAAAGCCCGUUGCCUUGGUGCCCGGGGCCCCUUUCUGUCCAUAUCACAAAUUCAUUGUGUCCACGUGUUGCGGGCCAGGGGCGUGGCCCUCCGUCGCUCUUUAGAGAAGCCAUAUCAAUAGACCGCAAUAUGAACCGCGCACGCCCCCCGCUCCAAGACGUGAGAGCGUGUCCUGGCGCCCCGCGCCGCCUUGGUGCGCCCCGCGCGUCCCGCGCCCUCUCUGACUCCUCCUGGUCCCACGUCUUUUUUAAAUGCCUGUUUUCACACUUUGAAAAGCCAGCUCUGAGCAGACAGGGCGCUGUCUCGUAGAAACCCCGCAUCCCGUUCCCAGCGCAUGGGGCGCCCGGAGCAGCCGAGCUUAGCGUGAACUGUGGAUGUCGUCCGUCCUCCUGUCUUUGCGCCUGGGCCUCCUCCUGCAUGUCGGGGGCCGUCGCGUGUGUAGUCUCUGGAUGGAAUCACAGCCAAUAAAACACCACAGUGAUUUCACACCAUGUGGCCAUUCUCUCCAGAGUCCUGAUCCCGCCUUGGCAGCCAGAGGGCAGACUGGGGUCCUGGCAGGAGGGGCCGGACCCCGUUGGACAGGUCUCACUCUCUUCCACGCCCUGCCAGAUAGGGGGCACCUCCCCCUGUC